This is a messenger RNA of Homarus americanus (American lobster), 776 nucleotides long. Its product is annotated as sodium/calcium exchanger regulatory protein 1-like. Gene Ontology annotation, biological process: fatty acid transport. The record is from RefSeq and is a predicted model, not a curated record. Lineage: Eukaryota; Metazoa; Arthropoda; Malacostraca; Decapoda; Nephropidae. Bases 124 to 531 code for a protein of 135 amino acids. Gene Ontology annotation, cellular component: cytosol; nucleus. Gene Ontology annotation, molecular function: fatty acid binding. The transcript is spliced from 5 exons.
UCCUUGGCGCGCGCUCCCCUGAUGCGUCUGUCGUCACUCGAGCGCCGUUCACACGUCUGUUUACAUCUCUGAUCCCUUCUCUACUCAUCUGUUAGUUCAACAGGUAAACGAUCAGACUCCAGGAUGGUACAGUUCAACGGUACUUACAAGAUGGAGAAGAAUGAAAAUUUGGAGGCUCUGUUAGAAGUAAUGGAGGUGGGAAUGAUCAUGAGGAAAAUAGCGUUGAUGACUAAACCGAAGGUGGAGGUGAAGGUGGACGAUGACGAUACGUGGACCAUCAUUACACACGGUUUACGUCGGACUGUUACCUGGAAGUUCUCAUUAGGUGAAGAGAAAGAAUUUACCUCCCUCGAUGGCAACAAAUUUAAGGCCAGCUUCACCUUGGAGGGCGACAAGCUUAUACGGCACAAUAAUGGCGGUAACGAGGCUCAGCUGGACUUUGUGAGAGAGUUUACUGAUUACGGCAUCAUACAGCACAUCACCCACAGACCAACAGGAACUAAGUGUACUCGAACAUUCAAGAGGGUUUAAAUAAUGACAACCAUGACGUCACUCUCUGAGAUGUGUGAUGCAACCGUGACGUCAUUGAUAGAAGCUGAUCCCAAGCAAAUGAUGUUGAUGACGAUGUUGAUGACGUCAUAUUUGUACUCUUCUUGUGGUGUGAAUUUAAGGAUUUAUAAAAGAAGUUGGGAGGUAUGAUGACGUGUGUGUGUGUGUGUGUGUGUGUGUGUGUGUGUGUGUGUGUGUGUGUGUGUGUAUGUAGGUGUGUGUGUGUG